UUCCCAGGAAGACCGGGCUGGGAGCGCGGGCCUGGCCGUUUCCGAGCCGCGGCGGACCCGGGAGGGCGCCCGGCGAAAGGGGCGAAGGGCCUCAGGGAGGGGGGAUGCCCGAUGCCCGGGCCUGCGGCGCUGAGCGCGGCUGCGGCGGUGGCGGCGCUGGUGGCUGCCCUGCUCUUGCUGCGGCCUGAGGACGCGGGGCCAGGGUCUGGCUCCAGGAUGGCAGAGACAGAGGCGCUGCCCAAGCUUCGGGAAGACUUCAGGAUGCAGAAUAAAUCUGUCUUUAUUCUGGGCGCCAGCGGGGAAACCGGCAGAGUACUCUUAAAAGAAAUCCUGGAACAGAGCCUGUUUUCCAAAGUCACGCUCAUUGGCCGGAGGAAGCUCACCUUCGACGAGGACGCUUAUAAAAAUGUGAAUCAAGAAGUGGUGGAUUUUGAAAAGUUGGAAGACUACGCCUCUGCCUUUGAAGGUCAUGAUGUUGGAUUCUGUUGCCUGGGUACUACCAGAAGCAAAGCCGGAGCAGAGGGAUUUGUUCGUGUCGAUCGAGAUUAUGUCCUGAAGUCUGCAGAGCUGGCCAAAGCUGGAGGCUGCAAACAUUUCAACUUGCUAUCCUCCAAAGGAGCUGAUAACUCGAGCAAUUUUUUAUACCUGCAAGUUAAGGGAGAAGUGGAAGCCAGGGUCGAAGAAUUAAAAUUUGAUCGUUACUCCAUAUUUAGGCCUGGAGUUCUACUGUGUGAUAGGCAAGAAUCUCGCCCAGGUGAAUGGUUGGUUAGGAAAUUCUUCGGCUCCUUACCAGAGUCUUGGGCCAGCAGGCACUCUGUGCCAGUGGUGACUGUGGUUAGAGCGAUGCUGAACAAUGCGGUGAGACCGGGUGACGGGACGACCGAGCUGCUGGAUAACAAGGCCAUCCACGACCUGGGCAAAGCUGAUGGCUCUCUCAAGCCGUGAUCACACUGGAGAAAUGCUUUUCACUGUAAACCUCAACACCCACCACCUAAUUGGUAAUUUCCGGGUCUGAAAAAAGUCAGCAUGCUUUAACUGUGGUUCUCAGCCUCCCAGAUCCAAUCAAAGAAUGGUUGUGCUCUGCAUCAGCAGUUCAGAGCUUGGUUGUACAUAUAUAUACACAUCACUAGGGGGCUUUUAAAAUUAUAGAGAUACAGGGCCAGCCCCCGUGGCCCAGUGGUUCAGUUCAUCACGCUCUGCUUCGGUGGCCCAGCUUCGGUUCCUGGGCACGGGCCUACACCACUCUGUUAGCGGUCAAGCGAUGCUGGGGGCCCACAUACUAAACAAAAUCAAGGAAGACUGGCAUCGAUGUUAGCUCAGGGUGAAUCUUCCUCAGCAAAGAAAAAAAAAUAUAGAGAUUCAUAGGCCCUAUCUUGAAUAUUCCUAAUCAGAAUUUUUGGGGUGCAGGCACAGAAAUCUGUGGUUUUGUUUUGUUUAGGCUGCUGGUGGUGGUUCUGAUGCCCUGGGUGGGGAGGCUAGCUUUGAAAUGCUUGUCUGCAGUCACAGCAGCAGUGCUGCAAACCUUAUAUAUCAUGCAGAUGAGUUCUGUUCUCAAAUUGCUGACAUUCGUGUCUUUGAGUUACCCAGUGCUGACUACAUGGGAUUGUGUAAGUGAACAUUGUGCCUUACUACUUCUUUAGAAUAUAUAAUAAAGGUUAUUAUAUAACUGA
Messenger RNA from Equus quagga, 1670 nucleotides. RefSeq names its product HIV-1 Tat interactive protein 2 (gene HTATIP2). The transcript has 6 exons. Gene Ontology annotation, molecular function: oxidoreductase activity, acting on the aldehyde or oxo group of donors, NAD or NADP as acceptor; NAD binding. Lineage: Eukaryota; Metazoa; Chordata; Mammalia; Perissodactyla; Equidae. The record is from RefSeq and is a predicted model, not a curated record. Gene Ontology annotation, biological process: import into nucleus. Bases 112 to 945 code for a protein of 277 amino acids. Gene Ontology annotation, cellular component: cytoplasm.